Serendipita indica DSM 11827 is the source of this 1974-nucleotide messenger RNA. NCBI's taxonomy places the organism in Eukaryota, Fungi, Basidiomycota, Agaricomycetes, Sebacinales, Serendipitaceae. The record is from the annotation of a GenBank genome assembly.
AUGGAGCCACGCACGUUUGGUGGACAUUUUUACCUUUUAUCUACUCUAUUCUUCAUAUUCGCACCCGCUACAGCCGCCCAGCACGUCGCUGUCGAUGGUUCGAAUAGCAUCAUCUUUCCGCCCGGCAACAAUGUGCCACUACUACGCUCUCUUUCAACUUCAGUACAUCUCAUCGGAGCAUCGGUAAUAGCUUACUGCAUAGCACGACGAACGCAACCAAACUCGUUUCGAGCCUCGCUGCUCAUCAAGUGGCUCGUCCUUUGCAUCUUCAUCGACUCUUGGCUCUUUGUUUUCGGCGCCGGCAUUCUCAUCAGCGGCGUUGGGCUUUCUCUCAAUGCUUAUGCUUGUUCAGCUGGAAUCUUCCUUUGCAUAUGCCUAUACGCGAUUUCCAAGCUUCUCAUCUAUUCUUUUCUUGUUGAGAAGCUCUACAUUGUCCAUCCCCACCCUGGCGGUCGCCUUCGUUCACCCGUGUACCGCUUCUGUGCGGCGUUUGUCAUUGGAUAUGGGAUCAUCAUCAUUCUGAGCAUCGUGGGUCGCAUAUCCUUCAUCCGAUCGGAUGGGGCAUGCUUCAUUGGAUUGGGUCGUGUGGCCUCGUUGACCCUCCUGAUAUACGACCUGCUCCUCAACGUAGUCUUCACAUGGUAUUUCGGUUCCCUCCACCCUGUCAUCCUCCUGACCGAUUUGCCCAGCUUUUUCUUGUACCCCAUCUACCGCGUCGAGAACUUGUCCUCUCGCCUCAAGGUGAUAGCCAAGCGAACGCUGAUAGCAGCCAUCGUCGCACUAUUGACUUCGGCCAUCAACAUCCUAGUACUCACCAUUUUGCACGGCAAGGAGCUCGGUGCUCUCUGUCUGGGGUCUUGCGGCCUUGAUACGGUUGUCAACGCGCUGGCGAUAUUCGCAGUCACCGCUCCGGUGGACGAGGCGCCAGAAUCUUCUAAUGAAGCCGACACUCACACCAAGGGUAUUGUUUCCGAAGUCAACCAUGGACGACUAGGAGGAUUCCUGCCAUCAAGGAGAUAUCCACGUAACCUUGACGUGGGCGUCACGUCUACACGAGGGAUCCUGGAGACGGAAGAGGGCUACAAGAGGGCCGUGGAUUACAAGACGAGCACCCGUUCCGUCCAUUUCCCACCAGAAAUCACUCGCCAGGACCGUCUUUCUAUGGCAGAGAUCAAUCUGGAAGCCGGUAUGGGAGAAAUGACUUUGGUUGACUCGGAUCCCCUGCAGACUAGCAUGUCGCGCAAGUCAUCCAAACGCUCGUCGAAACAUUCGCUCAAACCCCGCAACGAGCACCCGUCGGCCCCUAUCCUUCCAAGGUACCGGCUGUCCCUCUCCGCGACUAGCCAACCCAAGCAAGAGUCAAACACGAACGUUGGGUAUGACGUUGGAAGCUGCUCGAUCCCUCCAACCAUUCACGCACCUCGUCCGCCGUCUCCAGAGAUGACCUCGGUCGAAGUAAGGCGAGAAGGGGGUGGAUCCCUGCGCCUCUCGCGUUCAUCUAAAGUGCCCUCGACCUGGUCAUUCACAAACGACAGUCCGCCUCGCUCCCGUGGUCGGAGCGCAAGCGUCUCGGUCGCCGGGUCGUCAACCCACGCGGCAGCAUCAUCAUCUUCAACCUCGAGCGCAAACCAAUCACAGUCGCAAACGCAUAUAGUUGAUCUCGGAGACGAGGUGGAGACUUUGUCAUCUCGAGCUAACUCGCAAUCUCCAUCGGCGACGCGAACCUUGCCGCCUUCUACACUCGACGAAGCUCGUGAGCGCCUCCAGGUCCUUUCUGCACUCACCAAGGCAACGGGCGGCGGACGACGGAGCCCGUCGCGAGCACACGGCGCACCCCUCGAGGUGUCGGUCACGAUGCAGACGGACCAACGCGUAGAGCAAAAGAAGAAGCGACAAACGGACCUUAUUGAAGACUACAGCGGAAGCCUUUAUAAUGUCCGUGGCCGCUCAUAUAGCUCGAGUGGCGGAUUGUGA